Messenger RNA from Dicentrarchus labrax (European seabass), 3080 nucleotides. It is a transcript of the gene tm9sf1, whose product is annotated as transmembrane 9 superfamily member 1. The coding region runs from base 543 to 2372 and encodes 609 amino acids. Gene Ontology annotation, biological process: protein localization to membrane. The transcript is spliced from 9 exons. The record is from RefSeq and is a predicted model, not a curated record. Gene Ontology annotation, cellular component: membrane. NCBI's taxonomy places the organism in Eukaryota, Metazoa, Chordata, Actinopteri, Moronidae.
GCAUUGCAUUGGCUCGCUGAGGUUGAAGGAAAUCCGGUCAAUAGAGCAACAUAACAGAGUCGGUCAGGUACGGGCACAAACGGUCCAAAUGUUGGGUUUGGUGGCGUCAAAGCCCGACGAUAAAUCCCGUUCAUUUCAGAUGGCUUGAGAGGGGGAUAUAUCACUGGCUACGAAUAACCGGUAACGUCUCCGGUGUGUUGUUAUUUCUCCGCCCACUCCGGAAAACUCAACCGAGUCGUCGUUAUUUCUGUUUUUUAAGGUGACGUGGAGUCGGACCCCCUCUUCUACACUGGCUGUUGUGUCAAUAAAAGUACUUGAUGUACCCGGAUAUGACUGUGUAAUGAAUGCAUAAUAGGUCGGGACGUUGCAUCGAGGAUUUCUAAAGAUGUUUAGCUGUAAAUCUUUACAUUGAGCUCCAGUAUCGGCGCACACCGGAGCCGAGAGGAGGCUGUCGGGGCCUGGAGUCCGAGGAAUCCGGCGGACAGACAGGUUUUGUUGGAUCUGCAGCAUCGGGACUGUGAUAUAACAGUGAUACUGGGGUUAUGCAGUGUGGAAUAGGACACCUGCCAGGUGGCUGCCAGAGGACGAUGGGCCUGCACUGCGUCUUGAUCCUGUGCUUGUUCUCAGGCUGGGCAGUGGGCUACAAGCAGGGGGACAACGUGACUCUCUAUGUCAACAAAGUGGGCCCUUAUCACAACCCCCAGGAGACGUAUCACUACUACACCCUGCCUGUUUGCAGGCCCGAGAAGGUGCAUCACAAGUCCCUCAGCCUGGGAGAAGUGCUGGAUGGUGACAGGAUGGCAGAGUCGUUGUAUCACAUCCGUUUCAGAGAGAACGUGGAGAAAAAAACUCUUUGCCAGCUGAUUCUUUCGGAGAAACAGGUGGAUGAGCUUCGUGAGGCCAUCGAGGAGCUGUUCUACUUUGAAUUUGUCCUGGAUGAUAUUCCAAUCUGGGGGUUCGUGGGGUACAUAGAGGAGAGCGGCUUCCUGCCUCACAGCCACAAGGUGGGUUUGUGGACUCACCUAGACUUCAACAUCGAGUACAACGGCGACUCAGUGAUCUUCGCCAAUGUGUCAGUAAAAGACGUCAAACCUGUUCCCCUGGAGGAUGGGGCGGGUGCAGCGGUGGGCGGAGUCGGGGUGGGUGGAGGCAGCCUGACGGUCACCCAUACCUACAGCGUGCGCUGGUUUGAGUCCCCUCUUCCUCACGGCCGGAGAGCAGAGCGCCUCCGAGACUACUCCUUCUUCCCCAAAACACUUGAGAUCCACUGGCUGUCGAUCAUCAACUCACUGGUGCUGGUGGUGCUGCUGCUGGGCUUCGUCAUCAUCAUUCUCAUGCGGGUUCUUAAGAAUGAUUUUGCCAGGUACAAUGUGGAGGAGGAAGGCGGCUGUGAUGAUCUGGACCAGGGAGACAACGGCUGGAAGAUCAUACACACUGACGUCUUCAGGUUUCCCCCUUACAAAAGCCUGCUGUGCGCCGUGCUGGGAGUGGGGGCUCAGUUCCUUACCCUUGCCACAGGAAUCAUUUUCAUGGCAUUGCUGGGAAUGUUCAACGUGCACCGCCAUGGUGCCAUCAACUCUGCAGCCAUUGUCCUGUACGCUCUGACCAGCUGCGUGUCGGGCUACGUGUCGUGCAGCUUCUACACACAGAUCAACGGCCAGCGCUGGGUGUGGAACAUCAUCCUCACCUCGUCGCUCUUCUCCGCUCCUCUGUUCCUGACAUGGAGCGUAGUGAACUCAAUCCACUGGUGGAGCGGCUCCACUCAGGCUCUGCCGGCCACCACUGUGCUCCUCCUGCUGGGUGCCUGGGUGCUGGUGGGCUUCCCGCUCACCGUCAUCGGUGGCAUUGUGGGAAAGAACCGAGCCGGCAGCUUCCAGGCGCCCUGCCGUACUCGCAACAUCGCCAGGCAGAUCCCUACACAGCCCUGGUACAAACACACAGCGGUACACAUGGCCAUCGGCGGCUUCCUGCCAUUCAGUGCCAUCUCAGUGGAGCUGUAUUACAUCUUUGCCACCGUUUGGGGCAGAGAGCACUACACCCUGUAUGGCAUCCUGCUGUGCGUCUUCGCCAUCCUCCUCUCAGUGGGCGCCUGUAUCUCUGUGGCACUCACCUACUUCCUGCUGUCUGGCGAAGACUACCGAUGGUGGUGGCGGAGCGUGCUCAGCACCGGCUCCACCGGCCUCUUUAUCUUCGUCUACUCUGUUUUCUACUACCGGAACCGGUCCUCUAUGAGCGGCCUGGUGCAGAGCACCGAGUUCUUUGGCUACUCUCUGCUCACAGCGAUGGUCUUCUCACUGAUGCUGGGCAGCGUGUCGUUCUGGGCUUCACUGGCAUUUAUUCGCUACAUCUACCGUAGCCUUAAGAUGGACUAGACAUUAAAAUGUGUAUAUGCAGACACACAGCUACAAACACACAUUACCACAUAGCACACAUGGACAACCCUCAUCCUCCUUUCAGUCAUACACAGCACACACAAAUACACACCUCCUAUGGGGUCAAUGGGAGGAGAAACAGGGGCCUUGAUAUGACAGGAGCUAGAGAAUGAACUAGACCUGUCAUUGUUGGAAUAAGGGAUAGUAGGCUGGAUAAAUGGACAGUUGAAGGUAGAGCUGGGGGGGUGUUAUGUAUUUAAGGAUAAAAUGGAAUAUUUCGGUACAAAGGGAUGAGUGUGUACCAUCAAGAGUAAAUGGGUAAAAUGUAUGAUACGUGUGUGAAUGGAUUUAAUCAUUAUAUGAUGCAGUGUGGCAUCAUCUCAUGUCAUGGCAGGGUAGGAUCUACACAUUGUUUUCCCUGCAUUACACUGGUCACCCAGUGAGACAGCUGAUAGUUUUAGUUAAUUGCAAUUAUACUCUUCCCCCACACAUACAAUUGUGGCAGCCUAUUCAAAAUAUAAUAAACAUUGUUUUGCACUGGGCCUGUCGAGCUCCACAUGGCCCUGCAGUGGAUAAGAGGAACGAUUGAAGAGCUCUUGCAAAACGUUGGUGAUGGGAGCGAUAUUGUCAUUGUAUUCUAUAGUCACCAUUGACUGAUUUUGGUUCUGAUGUAAAUAUAGUCUUUUCAAUAAAAUGCUUUUAAUACAA